Molecule: messenger RNA, 717 nt
Organism: Rhipicephalus sanguineus (brown dog tick)
Lineage: Eukaryota; Metazoa; Arthropoda; Arachnida; Ixodida; Ixodidae
Exons: 5
Coding region: 1-717 (238 amino acids)
Source: RefSeq, a predicted model, not a curated record
AUGUGCACCAGACCAGAACAGCAAGCAAUGGGCGAGUACGCCGUGAUCGAGGUGCUCGAGGAGUUGUACCACGCCUCCAUGGCGUCUCAUGCCGCCUACGCUGUGAUGAAGGACACGCGUUACGCGGCUAAGUCUACGCGGCACUCGAGCGUGCCGUACAUGGCGGCCCUCGGUUUGCACUUCAUUUUCUUGGGGCGGCACCUGCUGUGUCACGUGAUGCCGCGCAAGCUGCUGUACCUAGUGGACAUGCUGCUGCACGUGUUCCUCCUGCUCUCGGACGCGAUGCUCUUAGUGGCCCUGCUACGCUGCUCGCCCGAGUCACUCCAGUUGGCGACGGGUCGGAUGCUGUGGGGUGGCAGCUGUCACGUGGGUUCCAUGAUCGUGGCCGUCGUGAGCAUCGUCUACCAAGCGGCCGCCCUCAUUAUCUACUACAACCGGUUGGGAGUUGCGAACGCCGACGAGCGACCCGGCUACACGUUUGCUUGCCUCUUCUGGCUCUGCGAGGCCCUGCGAUAUUCGUUCCAGCGGCUCAACAGCCCUCCCAAAAUGGCGCCUCUCCGUGAGGAGUUCGAGGUGGAGCACACUCUACGGACCGAAGAGGUAUGCAGUGCUUCGUUCGAGCUCAGGUACCGCCCCACUGCCACCGGCUUUUGUACGCGGUGCACGGCGCGGGCCAGCGCUUCGGCGACGCUGCGUGAAGACAACCGCGACUACUGA